Encephalitozoon hellem ATCC 50504 is the source of this 645-nucleotide messenger RNA. RefSeq lists its product as uncharacterized. Lineage: Eukaryota; Fungi; Microsporidia; Unikaryonidae. The transcript has a single exon. The record is from RefSeq and is a predicted model, not a curated record. Bases 1 to 645 code for a protein of 214 amino acids.
AUGGAGAAUGAGGAAGAGGUUGAGUUCUUUGGAUUUGUACCUGUGACUCUUGUUGCCGAGCUGCAGGGCGAGAUUGAGGGGAUUCUUCGUGAUGGGGUUGAGCAGCUGUCUUCUCUCGAUAGAAGAAAUGCGCACCGAAUAUCCGGAAUAGUGUUUGAGUCUUUUCGAAGAAACUACUUUAUAUUUUCGAACUUUGUUUUGAGAAACAUUCUUAGAUUUCCACCUUCGUUCCGGUUGGAGAGAAAGGUCAAUGACACUGUCGUUACCAUGGAUCUACAGUCGAUCACAGACGACUUGGUGAACAUACUUGGGGAGGAGGACUAUUAUAGAGCAGAGGUCCUGAGAUUGAAAGAAAGCAUCAGAGUUGAGAGAUACAGACUGGAGUGUUAUAGGUCGCUGCUUGAGUGUUCGGAGCCCAUAAAUGGGCUGAUUGGAAGCAUUGUAGAGGCCUAUUCUGAGCUUGAGAAUGUUAAGAAGCUUUACAACCGGAUGAGCAUGUCGGGCGGUGCAGAUGAUGAGGAUCACAAUGCCCUGCUUGAAUACAGGGAGAUCCGAAGCAGCCUUGUGAAGAAGGAAAGGGAUGAUCUGCUAAGAAUAGCAAGUGAAGAGGUGCUUGCGAUGAUGAACAAAUGUGCUGAGAAAUAA